Mollisia scopiformis is the source of this 1145-nucleotide messenger RNA. RefSeq lists its product as uncharacterized. The record is from RefSeq and is a predicted model, not a curated record. Bases 93 to 992 code for a protein of 299 amino acids. The transcript has a single exon. Lineage: Eukaryota; Fungi; Ascomycota; Leotiomycetes; Helotiales; Mollisiaceae.
CUUCCAUCGACCCCGUCUCUUCAUCGAGAUCAAAUUCAACAGAUAAUUUCCUCUUGCCCGACCAAAGCCAGCCAAAUGCACCUGUUUUAUUCAUGUCUCUACUCAUGCGCAUGUACGGGCCCCGCAUGUCUUCCUGGAUGAGACUCUGCUUUCUCCUCGGUGCUGCGUUGGCAUCGGCUCAGCGAGCAUCUCUCGAACAGAAUACCUACAGAUUUCCAAAUGCAGAGGUUCUGGCAACACAACAGAAAUUUGUAAAGUACGGUCAUCCAUUGCGAGUGGUAGUGAACGACGCCGAGAAGCAAGCCAUAAAAUACGUCUUUCUCGACUCCAACAAGCUACAAGGAGGCUACUCUACAAACUCCGAGGAAAUAUCAAUCGACUUACCAAGUCUUCCGCCGGGCGAUUGGAACGAAGCCCACAUUUAUUUGGACGGACGUACCGGAGCAUACACGAUCAGCAAUACGACUCUAACAAAUCACUUGGAGAUGAAAGGUUGGUACCCUCGAAGGAUCGAGUACCUUGAUUUUGUCAAUGUUGAGACGCUUCAGCAGGAUAGGUUGCAAGUCGUUACGCACCCCAACUUCGAAGCACCUGUCCUGAUCAAGAUUGCGAGUUUCCCAUGGGAGAUGCCGUCUCUCGAGCAAGAGGCUAUUGUGUACCAGCUCCUUUACGGCUCGGGAGCCACGCCUGAAUUUCUCGGUCACGUCACGGAAAGCGGUCGAAUCAUCGGCUUCAUCACGGAGUAUAUAGAAGAGAUACCAUCGAUAAGGGACAGAAACGUGCAUGGUUGCAUCGCCGCUCUUCGGAAACUGCACCAUAGAGGCAUUGCUCACGGGGACGCUCAUGAUGGAAACUGUUUGAUACGCAAAGAUGGGUCAGCCGUUAUUAUUGAUUUCGAGUUAUCACUGGAGACCUCGUCGCACCAAGAAUUCGAGAGGGACUUGGACAUAAUGGGUCGAUGCCUUAUUGAGGCAGUUUCCGAGCGUUCGUGAUGAUGCUCACACCCGAAAGAGUGGUAUGAUGAUGCCAUAGGGUGGGCCUACUGUAGAACAGAGUUUUAAGUUUGUCACAGAGUUUCCGAUCAUAGAAUCAUGGGCCACAUAGUAUACAAUGGUACUUAUGAGAUGUUGGAACAAAAAGGCACG